This is a messenger RNA of Dalotia coriaria, 5293 nucleotides long. RefSeq names its product zonadhesin-like. Bases 145 to 5145 code for a protein of 1666 amino acids. The record is from RefSeq and is a predicted model, not a curated record. NCBI's taxonomy places the organism in Eukaryota, Metazoa, Arthropoda, Insecta, Coleoptera, Staphylinidae. The transcript has 6 exons.
CUGUUACUGGACAAUGUGUUGAUAGGAGCAUGUGUACUGAAUCAAAGGAAAACAAAGAUUGUCUGAAAUCAGAUCCAAAUACUCAAAUUCUCAACUUGCAAAGCCUGCCCUCGUACCUGCUGCAAUCGUCACCCAAUCUGUAACAUGAUGUGCACACCUGGAUGUGAAUGUAAAUCUGGGUAUGUUAUUAGCAGCACAACAGGAAAAUGUAUUCCGGAGACAAGUUGUCCAAUAAUUAGUCCAGUUGUUUGCCCGGGAAAUACAACCUAUCAGGAAUGUGCAUUUAAUCAGCAAUGUUCUAAGACUAGCUGUCAGUCGGCAAUACCUAAGAAUUGUAAACCAGGUUGUGCGUGUCGCGACGGAUAUCUUGAAAAUGCCAAUGGGAACUGUGUUUUGCCAGCUGAUUGUGAUUCUAAAAUUAACUGCAGUGGUUUGGAUCCUAAUUCAGAAUUCUCGCUUUGUGGAACAUGCAGGCGUAGUUGCGAUGAUAAAUCACCAAUUUGUGAUGCUAAAUGUCAUAUUGGAUGCUUCUGUAAAAAGGGAUACGUUCUUGAUAAGCCAGAUGGAAAGUGUAUUCCCGAAAAAUCUUGUCCGACUAAACCCAAACAUGAUGACUCUAAGAAAGACAAGUCUAAGCCUAAAAAGGAUGAUUCCAAAAGGACAAAUCAAAGCCCAAGAAAGAUGAUUCUAAGAAAAACCCAUCAAAACCUAAACAUGACGAUUCAAAGAAGGACAAAUCAAAACCCAAGAAAGAUGAUUCCAAGAAAGACAAAUCUAAACCAAAACAUGACGGAUCCGGAUCAACAUCAUCAAAAGAUGCUCUUUGCAAAAAACAAGAUCCCAAUACUGAAUAUCGAACUCGUCAGUCAUCUAGCUGCGUCUCGGUUGUUUCUGCCAGAAACAUUUAGUACAGGUAUCAUACACAAACAGAACCUGUGUAGCUCCAGCAGACUGUCCAAGCAAACCACCAGUAAAACAUGCCCGAAAACAAUGAUAUUCACCGACGAGGGUCGAUUAUAUUAUUGUGGCAACAAAAAUUCAGACUACAAGAAGAAUAACUGCGUGUGCCCCCCAGGAUAUCGUUAUGACCGAAUUAAGUCUAUCUGUGUGGAACCCUGUGACUGCUCCUACUCUGAUGCAGAUUUGGAAUGCUACAAGAAAGAUCCAAACACUGAAUAUUACGAUUGUAAAUCAGAUAAAUGUGUGCCAACUUGUGAAAGUCAAUACCCAGAUUACUGCAAUAAGAAAUGCACCGUAGGUUGUCAUUGCAAACAAGGUUUGUUGCAAAUAUCUGAGAAAAACGCAACCUGUGUUCUACCAUCGCAAUGCCCACAACCACAAUGCUGUCAGCAUUCUACAUACACAGAUAAAUGUAUUGAAUCUAAACGUUGUGACAACAUGUAUCUGAACUUUGCUCAGGCACUCUGUGAUGGAGUCAAACGAUGUGUCUGUAAUCCAGGAUAUGUUAUGAACAGCAAACAAGAAUGUGUUUUACCUCAAGAAUGCAAACCUGAAGAAAUUCGUUGUCCACAAAACAUGGAAUACAGCACUUGUCAUACUUGUGAAAAACAAUGCGAUAACUUGGAUCCUGUAUGCACUAAAGAAUGCAAAGUUGGUUGUUUCUGUAUCAAAGAUCAUGCCCUAAAUUCUGAAAACGUCUGCGUGCCUAUUAAGGAUUGUCCAGCAAAAUGUCCAGCAAACGAAGAACACAAACAAUGCAAGUCUUUAACACCAGCAACUUGCAGCAAUCUGUUGACUCAAUCCAAACCAAAAAUAUGUAAGGAAGUUUGUGUCGCUGGAUGCGAUUGCAAGAGUGGUUUUGUAAGAAAUGAAAAACAAGUCUGCGUAGAACCUUCAAAAUGCCCCCAAACAGAACUUAAAUGUGGAGUGAACAUGGUUUAUACUGGUACCAAAUCAAAAUGCUCUACGUGUCCAUCUACAGGAAAACCAACCUUCACCAUGAAAGAUGGUUGUGAUUGUGUUGACAAUCUGGUAUUUGAUACUGCAACUGGCCAAUGUGUUGAUAAGAGCAUGUGUACUGAAUCCAAGGAAAACAAAGAUUGCAUAAAGGCAGAUCCAAAUACUAAAUUCUCAACUUGCAAAGCUUGUCCUCGUACCUGUUGCAAUCGUCAUCCAAUCUGUAAUGCAAUGUGCACACCUGGAUGUGAAUGUAAAACUGGCUACGUUAUAAGCAGCACGACUGGAAAAUGUAUUCCGGAAACAAGUUGUCCAGUAAUAAACCCAGUUGUUUGUCCAGGAAAUACAACUUAUCAAGAAUGUGCAUUUAAUCAGCAAUGUUCUAAGACUAGCUGUCAGUCGGCGGUACCAAAGAAUUGUAAGCCAGGUUGUGCUUGUCGUGACGGAUAUCUUGAAAAUGCCAAUGGGGACUGUGUCUUGCCAGCCAAUUGUGAUUCUAAAAUUAACUGUAAUGGUUUGGAUCCUAAUUCAGAAUUCUCGGUCUGUGGAACAUGCAGGCGAAUUUGCGAUGAUAAAACACCAAUUUGUGACGCUAAAUGUCAUAUUGGAUGCUUCUGUAAGAAGGGUUACGUACUAGACAAGCCAGAUGGAAAAUGCAUUCUUGAGAAAUCUUGUCCAACAAAGCCCAAAAAUGAUGACCCCAAGAAAGACAAAUCUAAACCUAAAAAAGAUGAUUCUAAAAAGGAUAAAUCAAAACCCAAAAAAGAGGAUCCAAAGGAUGACAAAUCUAAACCAAAGAAGGAUGAUUCCAAGAAAGAUCCAUCUAAACCCAAACAUGAUGACCCCAAAAAGGACAAGUCCAAACCUAAAAAAGAUGAUUCUAAGAAUGACCCAUCUAAACCCAAACACGAUGAUCCUAAAAAUGACAAAUCCAAGCCCAAAAAAGAAGACUCUAAGAACGGCAAACCUAAAAAAGAUGACUCCAAGAAAGAUCCAAGUAAACCUAAACACGAUGACCCCAAAAAGGACAAGUCUAAGCCCAAAACGACGACCCCAAGAAAGACAAAUCCGAACCUAAGAAAGAUGAUUCCAAAAAGAACCCACCCAAAAAAGAUGACUCCAAAAAGAAGGACCCUUCAAAACCAAAAACGGAUGAUCCUAAGAAGGACAAAUCUAAUCCCAAAAAAGACGACUCCAAGAACGGCAAACCCAAACACGAUGAUCCCAAAAAGGACAAAUCAAAGCCCAAAAACGAAGACCCCAAGAAAGACAAGUCUAAACCCAAGAAAGAUGACCCAUCUCCGCCUAAGAAAGAUGAUUCCAAGAAAAACCCACCUAAAAAAGAUGACUCCAAAAAGAAAGACCCAUCAAAACCAAAAACUGAUGAUCCCAAGAAGGACAAAUCUAAGCCCAAAAAUGGAGACUCCAAGAAAGACAAGUCUAAACCUAAAAAAGAUGACCCAUCUCCGCCUAAGAAGGAUGAUCCCAAGAAAGACCCGUCACCACCUAAAAAGGAUGAUUCCAAAAAGAAAGACCCUUCAAAACCAAAAACGGAUGAUCCAAAAAAGGACAAAUCUAAACCAAAAGGAGAUGAUUCAAAGAAAGAUCUAUCUAAACCCAAGAAAGAUGACCCCAAGAAGGACCCAUCUCCGCCUAAAAAGGAUGAUUCCAAAAAGAAGGACAUGUCAAAAACAAAACAUGAUGACGACGGCAAGAAAAACACCUCAAAGCAAAAGAAGCGUAGCCAUUAAGUGCCCACCCAAUUCAACACCCACCAAGUGCAAGAAACAAUGUCCUAGCAAAUGUCCAAGUAAAUUUAAGGAACUGUUCGUAUGUCUUCCCAACAAAAAGUGCCAACCUGGAUGUGACUGCAACAAAGGAUACGUUUUGAACAAUCACAACCAAUGUGUACUACCAAAGGACUGCCCCUCUGAUGAUACCAGAUGCCUACCUGGAUUGCACUAUGAAAAUAGUAGCAGACCACAAACCUGUGAGGACUUAACAUUGGAUUCCUUGGAUUACAAAAAGGGAUGCUUCUGUAAAAGUCCAUUAGUGUUCGACCCGGUUAAGAAACAAUGCGUGACUGCAGAUGAUUGUUCAGUGUGUCCAGAAUUAUCAGCGCAAUGUCAUAAACAAGAUCCUAAUUCAGUCUACUCAAAAUCUCAUAUCUGUGAAAGAUGCUGCACUGAUUUAACACCUAACCCAUUGGAGCAAUGUACCAAUGAGUGUAUUUGCAAAGAUGGUUAUGUGAGGGGAAUUGAUAACAAGUGCAUACCAGUUGCUGAAUGUCCAGUUAAAUGUGGUCCAAAUUCAACUUAUCGUGAAUAUGUAAACCAAUGUGGUAGGACCUGUAAGACCCAUCACAUGGCCCCGUAUAUUUUGUGCGCUUUGUUAAAGAAUCCUGGUUGUGAUUGUGAUGAAAAUUAUGUCACCAAUGAAGAAACUGGUGAAUGUGUGUUGAUUGCUGAUUGUCCUUCUGAAGAAUGCCCACCUGAUACACACAAAGAAAAGUGUUCCCGGCCUCGUACCUGUGAAGAUAUCGGAAGGAAAAAGGAGGUUGAAGGAUGUUUCUGUAAGGAACCUUUGGUAUACCAUGAAGGACUUAAGAAGUGUGUGAAUAGCGCACUGUGUCCUAACUCACCAGAAAAUCUAAAUUGUUUAUCGCUUGAUCCCAACUCUGAAUACGUCACCAGUCAUAUCUGUGAAAGGUCCUGUACUGAUACCUCACCUCUACUUAAAACAAGAUGUGGAAAAGGUUGUGUUUGUAAAGAAGGAUUUGUCCGUAAUGCCCAAUGGGAAUGUGUACCUAAAAAUGAAUGCUUAACAUGUGGACCUAAUGCAACCUACACCGAUUCUGUUGACACCUGUGGUAGAACCUGUGGAACCUACAACCUAAGGCAUUUAAUACAAUGCGAACCACCUCUGCCCGUACCUGGAUGCAACUGCAAUGAAGGAUUUGUUUUGAAUUCCAAUGGUCAAUGUGUUGUUAUUGAUGAUUGUACCGGAGAAGAGUUAGGUUGUCCACCUAAAACCCACUUUGAAGUGAGUCACAAACCUAAGACCUGCAAUGAUGUUAACACCAAGAACUAUGAAAACAAAAAGGGUUGUUUCUGUGACAAAGCCAAGGUGUAUGAUGAGGUUGCAUUUAAAUGUGUAGCACCUGAAAAAUGUGCUUUUAUCAACAAAACCGUGAUUGUCAGGCACAAGAUAUCAACUCUGUGUUUGUAAGCUGUGCUUCUUCAACCAACAUCACUUGUGAGAAUCCAAAUGGUCCCAUAACAAAAGAUUGUCGUCAGAGGUGUGUGUGCAAAGAGGGAUACAUCUAUAAGAGUAAAACUGAAUUGGUCUGCAUACCUGCAGAUCAAUGUAAACCACC